GUUCCCGUUCCGUUCUCCCCAUCUUCUGUAUACCGAUCUCUCUCUUAGUUCGGAUACUGCGUAGCCGAAGGUUCUCAUAUCAGAAAACGCCCCCGACGUUCUACGUCGCGUAAUGAUUAUCUCAUCUUUAUUAAGUUUCUUCAUCAUCGGCUCAAAUCCACCUGCUUCGAGUGUCGUCUCGAGUAUCUCAUUGAUCAUCUGAGCGUGAAGCCAAAGAUAAUUAAAAUUAAAAGAAAAAGAAGAAAAAAGGACAGAAAGCGGAUAACAAAAGAAUGAUUAAACCAUCGAAAAAGGGAAAAGAAAAAAUGUAACCUUAACGAAACCAAACUUGAUAACCAAAAUAUAAAAGAACGCCGAACUUAUAAUUGGGAGUGGUAUAUAAAUAUUAAGAAAAACGAAAGAAAAUAUGAAAAAUGAUGACAGUUGUGUACUCUGGAAAAACAAUUAAUAAUCGCAGUGCAUUGGUAAAGGUUUUCGCGAAAUAAACGGUGUGAAUAUAAAUACAUAUACAUAUAUAUAUAUGUGUGUAUAUUUAUACAAUUCUGGUACACGGAUGUAACAGAAAGGAACCUGUACCCCUCAAGGAUUUAAUUAUAAAACAAAUAAAGCCGAAAGAAUAGAAAAUAAAAGGAGAACAAAUUGUUAAAAGUGGCUGCCAAAAAAGAAGAAAUCAAAAUGAUGAAAAAGGACAAACCAAUGAUGUCGGUCACAGCCAUCAUUCGUCAGGGUGCACAAGCGCAGCAUUGGGCACGUGCCGGAAACCCUUGGCUGAGUCUCGACAACAGCAACCUGUCGAUGUCUUCCGUUGGACCUCAGAGUCCUCUGGAAAUGAAGCCUGACACUUCCAGUCUCUUGAACAGUGGAAAUUUCAGUCCUUCCGGACCCAACAGUCCAGGAUCGUUCAGUGUCGGAGGGCACAGCAGCUUGCUUAGUACUUCACCUGGAGCCCAGAGUAAGACAGGCGGUGCGGGAUCUCCGUAUCCACCAAAUCACCCUCUCUCAGGAAGCAAACACCUCUGUUCUAUCUGCGGAGAUCGUGCCAGUGGGAAACACUAUGGAGUUUAUAGCUGUGAAGGCUGUAAAGGUUUCUUCAAGCGCACGGUACGCAAGGAUCUUUCAUACGCAUGCAGAGAAGAGAAGUCGUGUAUAAUUGACAAAAGGCAAAGAAAUCGCUGUCAGUAUUGCCGGUAUCAAAAAUGUUUGGCAAUGGGUAUGAAACGAGAAGCUGUACAAGAGGAAAGACAGCGUACCAAGGAAAGAGAUCAAAGCGAAGUUGGAAGCACGAGCAGUUUGCACACGGAUAUGCCAGUCGAGCGCAUACUCGAGGCAGAAAAAAGAGUGGAAUGUAAACCAGAGCACCAAGGAAAUUACGAGAAUGCCGUAACUAAUAUUUGCAACGCUACGGACAAGCAGUUGGUUCAACUGGUCGAAUGGGCGAAGCAUAUUCCUCAUUUUACAUCUCUCCCUAUCGCGGACCAAGUGCGUCUUUUGAGAGCUGGGUGGAACGAGCUUCUCAUAGCUGCAUUUUCUCAUCGAUCAAUCGACGUCAAAGAUGGAAUCGUCCUUGCGACAGGGUUAACGGUGCAUAGGGAUUCUGCACGUCAAGCAGGAGUGGGCACAAUAUUUGAACGAGUGCUUACAGAAUUAGUGGCUAAAAUGAGAGAAAUGAAAAUGGAUAAAACGGAGCUUGGUUGUUUGCGGUCAAUCAUUCUCUUCAAUCCAGAUGUUCGCGAUUUGAUAUCGAAAAAAGAGGUCGAACUACUUAGAGAAAAGGUUUAUGCCGCGUUAGAGGAGUAUACCAGAGCUGCCAGGCCCGAUGAACCUGGCAGGUUUGCCAAGCUUCUUCUAAGACUACCUUCAUUACGCUCGAUAAGUUUGAAAUGCCUGGAACAUCUAUUUUUCUUUAGGUUAAUAGGAGACGUACCUAUCGAUACUUUUCUCGAAGAAAUGUUGGAGUCUCCAUCAGAUCCUUAGGAAGAGGAGGUGUGUCGCAUUUUGGGGCACGCCGACAUGUGACUUCUGACGCAUUCGAAUUUUAUGCGAAUAAUACUAAUUCGUUUAUUAGGUAACUCAUAAUUUCUUUCUGUUUUUCAUUGAAUUUUAUUCAUAUUUUAUUACUUUCAUGUAAUGUUAUAACAACCAAUGCCUCGUUUGUUGAUCGUUUUGAAUCCAGUUACACAUACACACGCGCGCGCACACAUGCAUCCAUCCACCCACACACACACACACACACCCCGAAUGUGUCAGGAAAAGCAUGUGUAAGUUGUAAACCAUAGGAGGUAAAUGUUUAAUUGAACGUAUGCAAAUUGCUUUUUGUAAAUUUAAGCGUAGUUUUUUGAAAAUUUAUAAUUGCGUUUUAUAAUAACAGUAAUAUAUUAUGUGUACAGUAAAUCGAUAUUGGGAGUAGAAAUUUGAGCGGGUCAAAAUUGGGACAAAAGUGAUAUACACGGUGCUAUAUUCUAUUCUGAAAUGUAGGCGUUAAGAUUUUAAAGUUGUCAAACAAAACGAGAUGUUGACAUUUUUGCGCUUAACUUUAUGUUGGUGUUUAUCUAAGACAUAUCUCGAUUCAAGAAUGUUGUCGGUUGUUUUUUUAUUACCGAUGAACAUCCAACUAUGGCUUACAAUUUCACACUCCUUAUUAGUCGGGAAGCCCUGCAAGACUUAAUUAUAAAAAUUCAUAGUUUUAUAAAUAAUUUAAAUAUCACAAGAAACUGUUAUUUGUUUUUCUUUUCUUUUUUUUUCUCUAAAUUCAACGCCGAGAAAAAUAAGCCGCCCCUCUCCCCUCCACAUCUGUUAUGGAAUAAUGUUCCUAAAAUAGUUUUUAUUGUCACAAUUUUAAUUAAUAUCCCAAACCUCCUCACCCCUUUUAUCCCAAUCCUUCACAUAAUCGUCGCGACGCGACGCCGAUAGAUAGAUAUAUUUAUUGUUAAUUUAUGCAUUCUUUAUUUUGAUUCGAAAAGAAAAUACCGUCGAAUUAUAUUUACGCUGAAUGAAAAAAAAAAAAAAAAAAAAAACAGUGAACUCCAUAUUUCCGAACAUAGAGGAUUUCAGUAAUUUAUUUAUUUAUUUUUUGUUUUUCAAAUUAUUAUUUUACUUUGGUUUUCUCUAUGCAUAAUACGCACUAUAUAUCGAGAGAAGAUCUGAAACAUAAUACUAAUAAAUUUAAACAACUCUGCCGAGUAACAAUCUCAAAUAUCUUCACAAUCGUUGAAAAUUUUCAAACUCUUUCCUUUUUCUUUUUUAAUAAUAUACACUUAGUUUUAGGGAUCACGUAGUGGUGAAAAGUCUUUAGAGAAAUUUUAUGUUUAAAUGUAUCUGCGAAAUUGCGAUUCAUAUAAUGUGAGAUAUGGAUAGUCUACAAAAUCUGAUCUAGUAACAAAAUUUAUAGCCGAUAUUGUAAUAUACUCUGGGAUUAUUGUGAAUCAGACUCAACAAAACUUUUAAGGAACUUUUAAAUAAAUUUCGAUUAUUGUUUUACUCGUCGAUCAGGUAAAUGAGUGGAAAAGAAUGCCGUAAAAUUGGACAGAGUUCGCAUUACCAAAUUAAACAAAUAGUUAUCAUUUCGUUACCAUGUAUAUAAAGAUAAAAGAAAAUUGUAUCAUCGUUGAGCAUUUUUUUCUACUCUCAAAUUGGUCGACGAUAAAUAUUUAUUAGACACAUCUAUUGAAAAAAAUAAUCAUUUUAUCAAACAUUGGUGGAUGAUCAUACUUAUUACGAUAUAUACAUAAAUUAUGACAAUUAAUAUUAAUGCAUUGAUAAAAAAAAAUAUUUCUAUUUUCGCGUGAUUGCCUACGAUUGUUAGCUGUUGGUUAUUGUUAUCUACUUUACGAGAGUAUUCGCUGUUAAUGCUUAUGCGAUAAGAGUCUAAACGAUUCGUAUGCUAAAAUGAUUUUUUUUUCUAAUUUUAUUCUAUUCUCAUCGUACUAAUGCAAAGUUGGGAUUCGCUCGAAGUAAAUACCAAAAUUGAAAACGAAUCAAAUUCAACAAGAUUCAAAUAUACAGAUAUGUUUUUUCUGAAUAAUUGAAUUUAACCCAUCGUCAGUGCUGACUUAUGUGGUUAAUUUUAUGUAGGAAAUAAGUAUAGAAAUAUUUUGGUGUUGUUAAAAGGCAGAAAAACCUCUAAAUCAAGUAAAUAUCGUAUAUUAUUAAUGUGUAUUUCGGAAUGAGGUACCAAGUUAAUUCAUAGUCUUAUACCAACUAUGGUCGGUUUAUCGUUGAAGAGUUUUGUUUUAUGUCAAAAUUAUCGUCUCAAUAUUUUAUAUUGUGCUUUGUAUAUUUUGCUGCUUGUAUAAUAUCAGAAUAACUUCAACAAUUAUUAUUAUGAAAAGCAAUACAGCAUAACGAAAAGAAAAAGAAAUUCGUAUUUUGUAUAAAAGUUAUAAUUCCGUUGAAAUUCUUAUUUUCGUCUUUCUUUUUUUAAAGGAGAAUUGUGAUCGUUGGCAAAUUGAUAGAAGCGUCGUGUAGGGUGCGAAUGUUGUUACCUGUGGAUAGAGUUUCAUAUUUAAAUAAAAUUAUAUACGUGUUACAAUAAAACAAACAAACAAAAGUAUCUAUAUUUCUAAAUUAAAUCUUUUUUUUUCAAUGAACGGUACGAGUUACGAAAAAAAAAACCUCAGUAGCGGUCAGUAGAAUAGUUUUUUAAACUUUGUUUAUUAUUAAUAAUGUCUAUUUACAUCGUAAAUUAUACUCCGCGAUCCGAUGUUAGGUAUUAUGUGUAUAUGAUAAAAAAUGUAACAUUAAAUAACUAAUCCCACUAAUGAUAUUGAAAUGUCAGAUAAUUGAUGUUUUUUUUUGUUGUUGUUUUUGGUUGCGGAUUUAAAAACAAUCAGCUAUGGCUUGGAAAAAAAAGGUCGUAUUUACUCUAAUACUAUGUAUAUGCUUUUGCCAUAUCGUUUUGAUAACAAAUAUAAAUAAGCACACAUAUAGAAAUGGUUAAAUACGAUGCUCAAAUUGUGUAUAGGUGUUACGUUCACUAGCAGCAAUGUUUUAAUAUUAAAAAUGUAGUUAGAAUUGUAUUUCAAGUAUUUUCACCAUAUACAUAUAAUUGUUGCACCUUGCAAUUAAACGAAAAUUUUUUACAUUGUUAUUAUCCAGAAUUGAACUAGGUAUUUUUAGAUGGCAAUUAGAUAAUUUAUUGAAUUAAUUAUCCACGGUAAUGAGAUAAUUUAGAAAAUUUUAGGAACCCAAACUUUGGAACCAAGCAUCCGUUUUUUUUUUUUUUCAUCUUGUUUGUCAAUCAUUAUAGCUUUGAUCAGGGAAGGGAUGGGGGGUUGGGGUAUUGAAUUUUAAAUAAUAAAUCUACGACGUCUUACAUUACAAAUAAGUUACAAAAAAUUGCAACGCAACUAUAACUUUCAAUAUAUAACUAGAUCAGUACAAAUGAGUUGUAACAAUAAAUGGUCUUGCUAAUUUGAAGCAAGUCUCAUCCCACUUAAUAAUCAGUAGCGAUUUCUCCUACUAACUACCGUACCUUCACAAGAGCUAAGCUAAUAAAUUUUAAGUGCCAGAGUACUAAUUAUCUCAAUCUAAAUGUCGUACAAUACUUAUAAUUAAAUAUAUAUAAAUAUAUGUAAAUAUAUAAACAUAUGUUUAUAUAUACUAUAUAAUGAUAUAACUAUGUGUCGUAUACGUAUUUCAACAUAUUUACGAAGAUUACCUGUACAACCACAGCUAGUUUAUGUAGGUAUAUCGACAUUCUACAUUCUGUAAUAUCGGCUCAGGAACGCGUGUAUAGUCUAAGAAUUGACGAGGAAUUAUUCAUUGAUCAUAGUGUAGAAACCAUUUUUCCCUUUGAAAGAAAAGAAAAUAAAUAAACAAAUAAGUGAAUAAAUAAAUAAAUAGAUACGACGUAUUUUUUAAGCUGAAAAAAAAUUAUGAUACCGGUAUAACGUGUUUGUUCAGCAAAACAUAAAAACAGCAAUGGAUAUUCAAAAAAUAUGAGUCUUUCUGUGCAAAUCGGUAUAAAAGUAGCUCUUAAAAAUUAACAUUCCAGAUGUACACGAGCUAAGUAGUUCUCAUACUUUAAAACAAUCCCCCAGUGCACAGCAAUGGUUUUUGAUGAAAGUUAAAUCUUCAAGAUAGCUGAAUUUUUCUCACUUUCUUCCUCACCUUAUUUAUUUGAAGUAGUCUCUGAAUUCUGUCGUUAAUUCACCUUUAAGGUUGAGAAUUUCUUAUAAAAAGAAAUGCGAUUCGUUCUUUUCUUCACCAGGGAACAGUAUUGAAUUCAGCUACCUAAAGAUUCGUUUUUCCUCACCGAGCGUUUAUCGGAUAUGAAAUAAACUAUCAAGUCUAUAAUUUAGGAUAAAAUAAUGAAUAGAAAUAAUUUCAUUUUAUUACUUAUAAAAUAUAUGAUUAUGAAGAAGCAGAAAUAUGUACAGAACAUUACUACAGACAUAUACGCUUUUGUAACCGUAAAUAUUUUCAAUGAUGGAGCGAUGGAACAAAAAAAUUAAUGAACGAAAAAACACGCAAGGAUUUAAAAUGUCAUUGUAACAAUAGUAGAUGUUUUGUAAAGAGUAAUAGUAAUAUAUUAUUGAGAAAAGGUAAAGAAACAGAGUUAAACCAGGAAAAAAGCUAUACGGAAGACAAUUGUAAAUACGAAGCUAGAAAUAUUUUUCAGUGUACUCUGUAACACUAAAUGAUUUAUCAUUUUCUGAAAAAGAAAAAAAAAAACGUUGAUGGAAGAUGUAAUGGGUAACGCGAAGAUAUAGAUCGUUUAUUCCGAUUUGUCUAAAUAUAAUAUUUUUACGAAA
This is a messenger RNA of Athalia rosae (coleseed sawfly), 6752 nucleotides long. It is a transcript of the gene Usp, whose product is annotated as retinoic acid receptor RXR. The record is from RefSeq and is a predicted model, not a curated record. Lineage: Eukaryota; Metazoa; Arthropoda; Insecta; Hymenoptera; Athaliidae. Gene Ontology annotation, cellular component: activator ecdysone receptor complex; nucleus. Bases 676 to 1974 code for a protein of 432 amino acids. Gene Ontology annotation, biological process: cell differentiation; anatomical structure development; cellular response to ecdysone. Gene Ontology annotation, molecular function: zinc ion binding; nuclear receptor activity; RNA polymerase II cis-regulatory region sequence-specific DNA binding. The transcript is spliced from 6 exons.